Messenger RNA from Bufo gargarizans (Asiatic toad), 1578 nucleotides. It is a transcript of the gene PERM1, whose product is annotated as PPARGC1 and ESRR induced regulator, muscle 1. The record is from RefSeq and is a predicted model, not a curated record. Gene Ontology annotation, cellular component: cytoplasm; nucleus. Gene Ontology annotation, biological process: response to muscle activity; regulation of DNA-templated transcription. The transcript is spliced from 5 exons. Lineage: Eukaryota; Metazoa; Chordata; Amphibia; Anura; Bufonidae. The coding region runs from base 485 to 1090 and encodes 201 amino acids.
UGUCCAUGGUCACUAUUUAUAGAUGUGCAUUCAUGGCAUGUUUGGGUCCCGUGCUUCGCGGCAGGAGCUAGGCCCUAUUUUCAGCACCUGAAUAGACAUGACAGGUAACCCUGUGUGUCCGGCCACUCGUAGCCUACUGGGCUACUAAAGACACCUCCAGGGGGGAGCACUUUCUUUGGGUCGACAACUACAAGGUGCGGCCUAUGGGCCAGUGCGUCUUAUAGGGCGAAAAAUACGGUACUUGCUUGCUCCUCCUCCCGACCUCCCCUGCCCUUUGCGUACACCACUUGACGUGACGUCACGCGGAGGCACUGCAACGCUAGGGUGAACCGAGCCCCGGUCUCCUUCCUGAACUGCAGAGCAGUGCCCACUUCCAACCCUGAGCCCAGAUGCCCAGAGCACUGAUCCUGAGCCGCUGGAGUCUUCAGAACUGGAAGUAUUUACAGUAAUUCACUACACUGUAUCUCUUGAGACAGAAUCAAUCAUGGCAAGCAAAGAUGACAUUGUGUAUACCCCAGAGAUGUACGACUAUUUCUUUCUUGAGGAUGAGGAGGAAAAUGUAGUGAAAUGCAAAGGUGACAACACAAGUCAAGCAUCAGGUACAGAUUUGGCCUUGGCUUCCACGUCCUCAGUGGAUGCUACUUGGCCUGAAGCCUGUGAGUUUUUCUUUGCUGAUGGGCCUCAAAAUGAUGACAGGGAGGGAAUUUCAUUCAGUAUCCCAUCUUCCCACAUGACAAGUGCUGCAGACAUUAGCCAGUCCUUUGUUCCUGAAGGACUAAAGGGAUUCAAAGUGAGGAGAGCACAUCACAUGAGAGGCCCGGAUGGGAGUCUCAUUCCUCAAGAUCAUCACAGGCCAUCCAAAAUAUCAGGCUCUAUUGUGCCACAUUUGUCCCCCAGCAGAAGUGACGCUUGCUUAGUAUUCCUUGCCUUUGCAUCUUGGGCUGUGAAAUCUUCAGACUUGCAAUCUUCAGAUGGAUGGAAAACAGCUCUACUGGCAAACAUUGGUGCCGUCUCCGCCAUUCAGUAUUUACGGAGGCGAAGGAAAAGAACCUGGCAAGAAUCUCCACCAGACUCUGGAGACGAAACCUAAUCUUCCCAAUAAAUCUGAUCUACAAGUCCAAGGAGCAACAGUAUGGAUGGAAAGGUCUCCAGACUGCAUGAUGGCCAUCUGCCUGUAGCUCACAUCUACUCAUUCCCUGCAAGUGAAGCCAAUUUGAGACUCACUGCUUCAGUAUUGAAUUUAUCCAAGAUGCGUAUAAAUUAUUUCACAGCACCUUAGACAAGAGUUUGAAGAAACAUGAGUAGGUUAGUGGUGGACACAUUCAGAAGGUCAUCAAGUAUGUUUUCUGGAAGAAGUACGUUAUAUUAUAGACUUCUGAGGGAACGGGCCUGGUCAUGUUCUUCAGCCUGACACGGUCAGCAUUUUAUAGACUAGUUUGAGGGUUCUCAGAUCUAGAGGCUGUCACCUGAAGUCGCAGUGGGAGAUCAGUGGAAACACAAGGGAGCUUUGUGCUGGGAUUCUUCUGCCUGCAGUGUUGCUGUGAUACAUAAUAAAUUGUGUCUAGUUUACCCCCGCAG